AUGCCGGCAUGCCUGGCUGCCGGCUUCGACGCAUGCGAUUCCGCCAUCGCGGAAGCUUCCGUGCUGCUCCAGGCACAUGUGGAGUUCGAGCCACUCGGCUUCCACAAGGAGCUCGGGCUGAUGAGGUGGCGGCCGGACACGGAGGCUAACCACACGGCGAGUCUGCUUGAGAUGGCAGGUCUCGCCGCCCUCCGCAUGCAACAGAGGAUAGGACUCUGCGAAGACUCGACGAAGAGCUGCCUUUGUGUCCCAACCUGGGCGCUCAUCACUGGCAUCUCCUUUGUGGUCAUUGCAGUGUUCUAUUUGGUGAACUUCUACCUCUGGAGUCGCCGAAGGCGCCUGCAGCGCCUUCACAACCUCGAGGCUACGAAGGAGCUUUCUGAGCAUGGGAACUUGCUAGGAGGCCUCGUGGAGAGUUUCGUGGAGAAGUUCGACCAGAGCUUUCUCGGCGUGGAAACCGAUUUCGGCGCCGUCAAGGUGAUCGUCCAUGAGGGCGUCAUCGAAGUUCACGACCUGACGAUCUACAAUCCUCCCGGCUACUGGUCGGACUACUUUCUGCACAUCGGCCGCACCUUGGUCGACAUCGACAUGGCCACCUACAUUGCAUCCUUCGGCAAGCAUGUGGUCAUUGAGAAGGUGCAGCUGCAGGAUGUCGACGUCAUUUGGGAGCGCGGCUUCUUUGCCUCCAAUCUCCUGGAUCUGCAGAACCUGAGUAGCGACCAGGGCACCGGUGCCAGCAGCCCUGCAGCCGACGGUGCAGAGGACUCCGGAGUGACGACAACACUGCGGAAUGUGGAGGUUGAAGACAUCACCUUGAAGUUUGCCUCGUACCUGCUCGCGGGCUGCGGGCCGCGUGCUAUGGCUCCAGACAUCCAUUACGACAACUUCGAGGAAGCGAUGGAGGCAUCAGCUACGACCUCGUCGUUGAUUCCAAUGCUCAUCCUGACCUUAGUGGAGAGCGUGCUUGCAAGUCUGCUGGGGAGGCAAGCCACGCAGGCGAUCUUGUCUGCGACUUCUGGUGUGGCCAGAUUGGCCACGGACGCGAUCUACCACUUAGCGGCGCUGUUGGCUUAUUGUUUCGAAAAUGUCUUCUGCCGCUGCUGCCGCGGCCGAGAGCCUUCUGCCAUCCGCGAGAGGAAGAGCUCUGCGAAACUGGAGGACAAGCGAGGGCAAAGCGAGGCUGCAGCGCGCCGGCGGCAGCUCUUGGGGUGCUUCUCAGGCUGCUUACCCGGACAAUCCUUGCUGCACAGCGGCCGGUGA
Messenger RNA from Symbiodinium sp. CCMP2592, 1260 nucleotides. Lineage: Eukaryota; Dinophyceae; Suessiales; Symbiodiniaceae. The record is from the annotation of a GenBank genome assembly.